Messenger RNA from Filobasidium floriforme, 1511 nucleotides. Its product is annotated as mitochondrion protein. The record is from RefSeq and is a predicted model, not a curated record. The coding region runs from base 42 to 1487 and encodes 481 amino acids. Gene Ontology annotation, cellular component: mitochondrial outer membrane. Gene Ontology annotation, biological process: cyclic threonylcarbamoyladenosine biosynthetic process. The transcript has 10 exons. Gene Ontology annotation, molecular function: ubiquitin-like modifier activating enzyme activity; tRNA threonylcarbamoyladenosine dehydratase activity. NCBI's taxonomy places the organism in Eukaryota, Fungi, Basidiomycota, Tremellomycetes, Filobasidiales, Filobasidiaceae.
CCGUCUUCCAUUUCGAGCGUGAUUACCGAGCUAUAGCAAGCAUGUCCAGCAGCAAUAUUUCGUUGAGACAGACGAUCGCCCUUACCGCGGUCGGGACGGCUCUAGUCACGACAGGGGCCAUUAUCGGAGGGCAAGCGAUACGACGUUAUGCUAGGACGGAAAAGCUCAAGGAGAGCGUCUAUGAGGAUUUCAAGGAAUCGGACGAACCGUGGACUUCUGGCCCAGGAAAUGGCGAUGUCGAUCUGUCUCUGACCGACAACGGCCCUGUGCGGACGGAUCCUAGUCAGAGGGAAUGGGAAAAGGGGCAGUUCGACGAGGAUCUGAUUCGGGAACAGCUCUCUCGGAAUUAUAGCUUUCUAGGGGAAGAGGGCAUGGCUAAAUUGCGAAACUCUUACGUUGUCAUAGUGGGUUGUGGCGGUGUUGGAUCGUGGUGCGCUCUGAUGCUCUUGAGAAGUGGUGUUGAGCGUCUGCUCUUGAUCGACUUCGAUAUGACAACCCUCUCGUCCCUCAACCGGCACGCUGCAGCAACCAUGGAAGAUGUAGGCACUCCAAAGGUCGAAGCGACUCGGAAAUACCUGAAAAAGAUCGCUCCUUGGGCGAGGAUCGAUACGAAAGUCGGCUUGUGGAAAAAGGGAGAAGCAUCGGAGAGCUGGCUCGAAGGCGCAGAUUGGGUCGUAGAUGCGAUAGACAACGUGCCUACCAAAGUUGACCUGUUGGCCCACUGCCACAAGAAGAACAUCAAGGUCUUCGCCAGUAUGGGAGCAGGCGCAAAGAGCGACCCCACGCGAAUCCAAAUCGCAGACAUUUCCAACACGUACGAAGAUCCGCUUGCCAAACAGAUCAGGGUGCGGUUACGAAAAUUGGGCGUUACACACGGUAUCCCUGUCGUCUAUUCGUUCGAGGUUCCGGGCGAAAUCAAGCUAUUGCCAUUACCAGACGAGGAGUUUGAAAAGGGCAAGACUACGGAGUUGUCACCCUUUGACGAUUUCCGGGUGCGGAUUCUGCCUGUACUAGGACCCUUGCCCUCGAUAUUCGGUCUACAUGCGGCCACGUUUAUCAUGAUGGACCUGGCUGGCAAGCCGCUUGAACAGGCUCUACCGGUCAAACAUCGUUGGAAGCUGUACGACCGGCUGGAGCGAGGUUUGGCUGCUAAGGAGACCAAGCUCACUUCUGAUCCCACAAUGUCCAAGCGUUGUCCACUCAACCCGGACGACAUUGCGUAUAUCUUCGAGGACCUGAACCUUGGUCGGUCAAGUCUGCCUCCCCAUCACGUUCAGACCAAGCCUGCCCUCGUGAGGUGGUACAAGGAUCAGCCCGUUUCGAGCUGGAACUGCGCCGUCAUGUCAUACGAAGAGGCCGACAAGCAUUUGGAACAAGUGUUGAUGGGCUCGAGCACAGGAGAGGAACUGUGGGGCAAAGAAGCCGAGCGCGCCAUGCAGAAGAGGGCACAGGAAGCCAAACGCGUUUUCGAAUGGCGCUUGUCGUGAAGAUAAGAGCGCAUCUAUCGACGA